UGCUGUGAGCGAGACGAACGUCAGUCAGUCGUUGUUGUCGUUAUCGGGUGUUCAGUAGUUCACUUUUUCAGUUGCUGUAUCUUGCAGACGCUUGCUGUCCAGAUGAACAAAGUUACCAGUGAUCAUUCUUGCAAGAAGAACUGAGUGUUGUGUAUUUCAAGUCAGUUCAAGAAUCACUUUAGCGGUUUCGGCUGUGAUCAUCGAUUCGAAUUGACUCUGCGUUUCCUGUUGCCUCGGAUAUAUGAUGGCGGUCAUGGAAGAAAUCAGAUCCAGGCUUGCAUUCCCCUCAGUCUCCAUUCAAACGUCGGCUAUUGGUCGUCUAGAAAGUCUUAUCAGCGACACAGCUGCGAUUGAUUCAGCGUCGCAACUCACACCGGAACUGCAGCUUCUCCUGGACAGCUGUGGGCACGAGGAUGUGGCUGUUGUGUCAGAAUGCUGCGAUGUACUGCUGCGACGUGUGCGCUGCGGCCAAUGGUCAGCACAGAUUGUUACACAGCGGCUGCUUAGUAUUCUCUCCUCUGCCAGAUGUACAUGGAUCAUCACUGGCAGCAUUUUGAGUCUGUUGGUGGAGUCUAAGGAAAACAAUUUCUGGUCGGCACUCAACAGCUCAUCCAAGUCCAACAGCGGCCAUGGCUCACAUCCACUGGUGUCCGCAUUCAGGUACUCCCCAAGUGCCAGAGUGGCGGUGGUACAUGCACUGCGUCACCUUCUCUCCAUGGUACACAGCAGUGCGGCUACUACCCACACGCAGCAGCAAAGACUGUGGAGCAUUGCCGAGCCCGUCGUCCACUUCAUUCUCUAUGACAACGUGGGUUUUGAGUAUCGUGAGAGGCUGGUGGAGAUUCUGGUCGAGAGCGCUCUUGAGUCCAUGCAAGCCGACAUGGACUACGUGGUACCGAGUGAAAAGAGUGUAAAUGGCGUUCCGUCGCAUGAGAACGGUAAGCAGCAGCAGCAGCGUGAAGGAAGCAGCUAUGUGUGUUACGUUGUCAAACUGCUCAUUGACUGGCUGUGUAGUAGGAAUAUGUCAAGGUUUGAAUCCAGUAUGAGCGCUCUGCAAUGCUAUCGCAGAGUCAGGAAGCUAGUGUGGUUGUCAGUCUUCGCCACCGCAAUUGAGGAGUCGUAUAAGUUAUCCAUGUACCACAUUGCUGCGGCAUGGCUUUUGGACAUGGCGGCGGCUAACAAUCAACCUCUUGACGUCAUGCUGAAGGAGAUCGAGUCCAUUGAUGCAUCUGCAACCACUGCCGUUGUGUUUGUUCCAAGUUUGUACGUGGUAUUGGCACACCAGCCAACUCUCUUCGCCACCAUCGUUCUAAAUCUACUAUUGAAGUUUCUACCGUUCAUGAGCAGUGCCGCCGAUCAGUCGCUGGGUGCUUUGCCCUUGUACUGUACUAAUAUUACUACUACUACUAUUACAUCAUCUACUCCAUCGUCAUCCGCAGCUGCGUUGCUUUUGGAGUGUCAAACUGCUAUACAAAAUAGCCUGGUGUUGGCUGGUGGCAGUCAUAGCAAUACUACUGCAGGUGGUGGCGCUGCUCAUAGCCUGAAUGGCGCAGACACCACCGCUGCAGAGUCAGUUCAAGUCCCGUUCGUCAGCUCACUGGCACAGUAUAUCCGCUCUGCAGCCCGCCUGCCGCUCCUGUUUCAACGCGAACCCGAGCUGUGUAAGCUAUGGCUUGAUCAUACGAAGUCAGAGUUAAAGAAGAUUAAUCCGCAGGCUGCUCUGGACACGCCGUCCCUGUACAAGUUUUCCAUGGUAGCAAUGGUGGUCAGCUCCGUCCUGGUGUCUGGGUGGUCGUGCAGAGAGCUACGCUUAGCGUCCGUGUUGGCUAUGCAGAGCCUGGCAGUGGCGUGCCCUCCGCUGUCACAUGACCUGCUGAAGAUGCUGUUACACUGUUUCAACGUCAGCACUAUGGAAGCGGACGUGCAGCUAGCUAUUCUACACGCUCUGCCUGAGAUGGUCACACACAACGUCAUGCUAUCACCAGUGGUUGCCACCAUAACAGGGCUGAUGGCACAAGCAUCACUACAGCCGCUGUCGCUGCGUCUCGUGUGCAAAAUUUGGCAGAAGAUGGAUCGUCUCUUUCCGCAGUUGCUGAAGGUUCUGACGGUGUGCGCCGAACACAUGACGUCAUCGUCGGAGAUGCUGAUGUCAUGCUCUGCAACAGUUCUUGACAUCGCUCAGACGCGGUCAUCUCAACACGCUAGUGACGUCAUGCCCAUCAUCCGUAGAUUGCUUUCGGCACCAGUGAGAUUGGAUGUGCGUGGAGAGGUGAUCGCAAUGGCCACUCGCAGUCUUCACUUGAUGAUAUUGAACGAGGUGGUCGAGUUCAAAGCGGUGUGGACUACAUUGGGUCAAGAGCUCAGCAUGCAAACCAGGGAGCUGGCACAAGCUGCCGUUUGCAGACUGAUGGGGUCCAUGGCUGAGUUGCAAGGAGAACAGUUGCCAAGUCGCCAAGACGAGGCACUGUAUCAUGAGCUCAUUUCCAGUUUAUUCAGGAUGAUCUUCUCACAGCCUGCGAGCAGCACCACCGUCAUCUCAGCAGCGUACGAGGCGCUGUCCUGCUUUCCCGUGGAGUGUUUCCAAGCGUCAAUGCUGCCCCCUGCACACAUCCAAGCCUUACUGGACACUGGGCUACUGAAACCUGCCAGCAGCCAAGACGCGGCCGCCGCACAUGAUUCCACCGUGUCCUCUACACAAGCCCGCAGCAAUGGCAGUGGUUGCAAGACGGCAUCGAAUGGAGCAGCUUCUCCAUGGCCUGCUCCUCCGUCACAGGAUCAGUUCGGUGCUCAGCCCAUUCCAGCCGAUGCACUCUCAGCGCUAAUGGUCUGCAACGUUGGAGCUACAGACGGUCACGCUAAGUUCCUUGCUCACUUGCUGCAACAUGAACUGAAGACACAGUCACGUGGUCCAGCCUCCAAUGAUCGCUGCCGUCCUACCAACAACAACAACAUCAGUACCGUGAAAUGUGUUGAUGCUCGACUAGUGCGUGUUCUCGGCAACGUGCCGAAAUCAUUGCUGAAGCUGUACGAAUCCUGCAAGUCACCGGCAUCGCUACCAAGCCUGGCAGCUGGUUUGCUGUCCUGUCAUCAGCCUAGUUCUAUAGCGAGUAAGGCCAGUCGUAACGCGACCACCGACCGUCACCUCAUCCUGCUGCAGAAUCUCCUCUCUCAGAUUGCACCGCCUGCUCCCAAUGCUGGUACUAUGGAUAUCCUGGGUCUGGCUGAGAAAUGGUGUGCAUUCCUGCGUCGUCUCUUUGCACACCUGAUCCAGGUGAACCACACUGACGAGGAGAGCCUCGUCAACAAGCUUCAGGCAUUUUCUGGGGCACGUGACAAGAUAUUUGAUGUGUUACAGAAGGCGUCCAGGCUGGGUACGAACAGUCUCUUCAACAGCACCCUGGCACUGACCCAGUUGUACCGCGUGACUUGUGAUUUCUGUAACACUGAUCUUCCAGUAUCAAUCUAUCCACGCCUCCGGAGCUGGAAAGCCAAGAUGAUAGCGACGAUGAUGAACAUGGCGUCGGACAAGGUGAUGUGUGCUGGAGGUGUCUUUGCCAACGAGCAGAUCUUCAGCUGGGGAACACAGGGACAGGUGAGCAAAGGCAAACACGGUGCCCUCUGCCUGAGUGCACUGUUUCUUGGUGUGACCUCUCUAUGCCAUACACUGGUGGGAAGAGACUGGCCAGUACUGAAGAUGAUCACUGAUACGCUGUCACAACACUGUGCUAAACUACCUGGCGCUGGCACACACCAAAUGAUAGCCGCCCUUGACUACGGUGAUAAUCGUCUCUUGCACCUGGUCCUGCCCUUCUCUAUGGGUACACUCUUCUCGGCUAUGGUCACAACGCGCGUUUGGGUCGUGGAAGGAGUGCGCGGUAUGAAGUUGUUCGAGGAAGCUCGGGAGCAGUAUUUAUCAGCAUUCGCUGCACACAGGGAUGGCGCUACGCUUGUUGCCGGCCAAGUUGUCACCGAUCUCUUGAAGAACACUCAAAACAAAGAGUUGACGUUCGACAAGGGUCUCACCGUCUGCUCCAUGCUGUUAUCACGUGCCGAAGGUGUUUUCGACGCGGAAAAGUCGAAGACUGAAUUGUCAAGAUUCGCCAAGGAGGCUUCCCUGUACUCCUGGUCAGUGUGCUACGCAUACCUGGUAUCGCAUGCACUGGACAAGCUCACUGAGAGAGAUCAGAUGCUGGCCAAUACUUUGCUGGUAGCUGAUAGUGGUGCCAUUACUUCGCCACUGGUGUCCAAGUCACGCAUGCUGUGUUUGAUGGCACUGUCCUUGCUUGGAGAGAAGACGUCACAGUCCGUGCUAUCCAGUACAUAUGACCAGCUGAAAGACACUCUACGUAGUGCUGGUAAUCUCUCUGCUGGCAGCGGUCUCCUGCAAUCUUGGGAAUGUCAAGUUGCCAGUAUGCAAGUAUUACUUGGAGAGAAUCAUCUCAUGUGGCGAGAAGAGAAAAAACUGCACAUCAAAGCAUGCCCGGUACCUGCAUAUGAUCUGGUGAAGGGCUUGGACACGGCGAGACACAGCGCCGACACAUCUUUCUCAUCCAUCGCGGUGCAAGCUGUUGGUGAAGUAUGGUAUCAGCUAUACGAAGAGAACUCACUACAGGCCUUGCACAAUCCUGAUGAAGAGUCCAUGGCGGUUCGGUCGAAGUCGAACGUCCAAUCUGUUCUGCAACAAAUUGUUGCUCAGCUUUCAGCCCUCACAAGUCAAGUAACCAUUCCUACUCGUACAGGUGAUGGCGUUGUCAACACAAUGCUGUGGCCGUGUAUUCAUACACUGCUACGAUCGCUGUGCCAAGCCGUGGAAAUCCCACCCACAUUCGAAUGGUCAUCGGUCAUGAUCAAACUGCUAAGAAUGUCGUCCGCUCCUGGAGAUGUUCAUAGCGAGUGCCUGACAAUACUGUUGAAGAGCUACGCUAAAGAAUACGACAGCACCAUGCUGGUCAACCUGAUCACCGACGGAACGUUUCUCAAGUUUUCUCUGGAUAAUCAGAAGCUUCUCCUGUCCAGGCUAUACAGCGGGAAGUUACCGAGUGUAGAAUUAAAGUGCCUGUGUGCAUCGCUCGGAGAGUUAUUUGCUGACAGGGAGAAACACCAGUGUGCGGCCUUCCUGCCCGAGGCCAUCGCGAACGUCUGGAGCUCGUGUCGCGAUCACACCGACCACGGCGAGAUCGUCUGGGAAGAUCUUCUCUGUCCUGUGGUGACGCAAUGGAUCAACUCUAACGAGAGCAAGGUUCUCUCUGAUCUGAUCUACUUGUCACCAAGCCUGAUGAGGGCAUACAGCCAGGAGGCCGCCAGGAAAGCCAAUCAUCACCAGUCUGAGGUGUUGACGUUGCGCAUGUUUGCGUUCAGAAUGCUUGAAGCCAUGCACUCAGACAAUGGCGUUGGACCGUUGCUCAUGGCGGUGGAAACUGUAGUGGAUAACUGCCCGGAUGAUCAAAUAGUGGACAUGAUCAUGUUGCUAAGCAGCCUAGCGUGUCACAGGCAAACAUCCGCAUUCUCUACUUCGCUACUGCAAGUGUUGGAACGCUUGAGCUCUUCAAAGCGAUCGACAACACAUUUGAUUGCUGAUAUGAUCAUCUCCUGCUGCUCAUCUCUCCUUCAAGCUGUCAACAGCGGUGUCACUAUCACCGCCACCCUCACCUCUAGCGGCAGUAGCAGCAGUGGCAAGACUUCAUCACCAGCAUCUAAUCUGCACCCUGACCACCCUGACCACCAGCAGCAGCAGCCCCCUCUGGAUAGCUUACUCCACAACAUGUUACUAGCGUCCGGUGGUGACAAGCAAUUUCUUCUAUCCGCAUCUAGACUAGACCAGCAUGCCACAAGGUUCUGGCUCGCCGAUUGGUUUAUGCGCACUGGCUGUGAAUGUCUGCCCAGUUCACUGACAUCACUGGCUGCUGUUCCGGCCAUGUCUGUGUUUCUGAAGGCGCUUGGCCAUGUGCUCGGUGCACUGGAGACAGCGGUUAGCGAGCUCAACCGUGAUGCUAUUUGUCUUUCCAGUCUCCGUGAUUGUCGCAGAGUACUUGCUGCAAACAUGCCGUCCAAUGCUUGAACUAUUUGUUUUUACACGCCUGAGCGGAGCGAAAGAGUGCAAAAAACGUAUUUUUUACUCACAGAUAUUUUCAUGUGUUUGCUCUUGUUAUACGCAACUCCGUUGAACCUGCCAUCGUGGUCUUUGUUUUUCCUCGUGGUAGUUGAAGUUGCCCACCCACCCACCCUGGUGUUAUGGGGGUCUUCCGCUGUUCUUCUUGAUAUUCUAUGCCGAUGUGUGUGGCUUAUGAUUAUGACAUACACCGGUUAUUACAUACAAUUUCUUGUUGUCUCUAUUCUUGGGUCUGACUGGCAGCGGGGCAGGAAUUAAUAAAUUAGAAAGGUUUUUUUGGCCGAAAGGCGUGUUUUUCCUCUAGCCCGGUUGAGCGGUCGCGGCUAGGAAUGUAGGGAGUCAUUGUUUUCAGGCGCUCCCCUGCUGCCCAGUCACCCAUGCCGUUUUCACUUGAUUUUGCGAUCUUUUCUGAGUUUUCUCCCGCUUGCUGGCGGUUCGUUGAUUGAUGAUUUAGAUGUUUUGGGCUAUUUAUCUAUUAUGUGGCUGCGAGUGUGGUUUUUGCUUCUACUCAUUUCUGGAAAACCACUACGGUGGUGAGUGUGAUUGCUCUGGUAGACCACUACCCCACGUACUGAACAGUUGCUUUGUGAGUGAAAAAGACAGAUUCUCAAUAUCACCAGUAUGAAGAAAGAAGAUGAGCGACAGAAAGCUGCCAGCAUGCCCAUACAUAUUUAAUAAUCAAGAGAUUAUAUUCACGAAGCACAGAUAUAGACCUGCGGAUUGUUCUGCUAUUACCAGUCAGUCAUCACUUUGUCAUAAUAGUAUUUUGAUUAGGCCAUGGUAAAACAAAUAAAG
This is a messenger RNA of Sycon ciliatum, 6904 nucleotides long. RefSeq lists its product as uncharacterized. The transcript is spliced from 2 exons. The record is from RefSeq and is a predicted model, not a curated record. NCBI's taxonomy places the organism in Eukaryota, Metazoa, Porifera, Calcarea, Leucosolenida, Sycettidae. Gene Ontology annotation, biological process: regulation of post-transcriptional gene silencing. The coding region runs from base 242 to 6058 and encodes 1938 amino acids.